This is a messenger RNA of Mytilus californianus (California mussel), 4781 nucleotides long. Its product is annotated as protein PFC0760c-like. The transcript is spliced from 5 exons. NCBI's taxonomy places the organism in Eukaryota, Metazoa, Mollusca, Bivalvia, Mytilida, Mytilidae. The record is from RefSeq and is a predicted model, not a curated record. The coding region runs from base 328 to 2058 and encodes 576 amino acids.
UAAAUCAUAAGUGUUAUGUAAGGAAACGACAAGAUGCAACAUUAACACUUAAAAAACUUCUACUUCAUUCUACAUUUGUAUCAAACAUGAAAUUAUAUUUACAACGUACACCCUCAUCAUAGACUGAACUCACUUACCUAUGUAUAGAAUAAUUUCACAAGAGAACAAUUAAAACUAAUCAGAGUUUGUGUGUAUGGGGUUACAAUCACGAAGGGAUCGACGAUUGCGACGACAAGCGUGACAUCGACGUCAAAUAUCGUCACUUCCGCUUCAGAGUACACGACAAUUACCGUAACCUCCACAACAAACAACCAAACUCUAACAUCUAUGAAUCCUACAGCAAAUUAUACAACAAACGAUACUACCACCGUUUUAAAUCAAAGCGUAACAAACUCUACAAUCACAACUUCUGAUACAGAUACAGUUACCAUGGAUACGACAGCUUCAACGAUGCCCUAUAACACAACACCAGAGACAACGAUAGAAGUAACCACGCCGGUUAACUCAACCAUAAAUACAAAUGACAAUAUGACAGCCGUCAUUAAUGCCACAACUACUUAUAUGCACGAUAAUGUGACUACCUUCAUUAAUGCCACAACUACUCAAAUCAUAACCAGUUCUUCAAAUGACACAUCAAUUGAUAAAGUGUUCGAACAGAAAGUGUUUUCAUCAGAAAUGGUAGCAAUCAUAGCCGGUGCUGCAAGUGGUGUAUCAUUGGUUAUUUUUGUGGUUAUUAUAGCCAUCAUUAAGUUCAAGAAUAGGUCAAACAGAACAUUAGGCAAACGUUACGAGGUGAAAAGUAGAGCAUUUACAGAAAGUAUGGCUUUUUCCGACAAUCGAGAAUCCAAGAUGGCCAGCAACGAUCUUCAAAGAAUAUCAGAUGGUAAUCAAAAUUACCAUAUGAUUGAUGAGGAGACUUUUCUGUCCAACAGAAAAGACAAUGAUAGUAGUAAAGACUUAACUGGUAGGGAGCAGAAGUGUGAUGCCGAAAAAGACGAAAAUGGCAGUAGAAACAGCGACUCUGGAAUUGAUGUUAACCUAGACGAAAAACAUUCUAAGCCGAAAACCUCAGCGAAAAUUGAGGGCGUUGAUAAACCAUAUAUAAAACCUGACGGAGAUGUGGAGCACGUAUAUACAAAGUCUGUAAAACGUGCUGAAAUAACUGAAAAUGACAAUUCUUACACCGUUAACACUGAAAGCAAAGACAAAUCAAAACUGAACUCUGAAAAUCUGGAGCUUAACAAAACAAAUGAAAGAGAUAAGACGAAUGGCGGUGAGAUAAUAGAAGACGACGAAGAAGUCUAUAUUAACGCUUAUUCUGCCUCUUCGUCAGAUUCAACAAAAGCAGUAAACAAUGUUGAUAUUGAAAACAAACACAAAUUAGAACAGAACUCUGGAAAUCUGGAGAUUAAGGAAUCAAAUGAAAUUGAAAAGACAAAUGGCGAAGAAUAUCUAGAAGACGAUGAUGAAGUCUAUGUUAAUGCUUUUUCUGCAUCUUCAUCAGAUUCCAUAAAAGCAGUAAACAGUGAAACAUGUACUGAAUCACUUCGUUCUGCAGUUGCAAAAACGGACAAUGAUGACGUAUACGAUUUUGCCGUACCCGUUGACAACGACGAAAAGGUCGAGGAAAAGACGAAAAAUGAAAAAUCCGAUAUUUCACAUGUAAACAACAUAAAUAUAGAAGCAGACGAUCACUAUGAGGUUUCUAAGGAAACUCCAAACAAAUUAGAAACAGUUUCUGAAGAUGCCAUUUAUUACAACGAGCAAGAAGAUGAUGAUGAUGUUAUAUAUCAUAAUGAUGAAAUGGAUAACAAUAAAACGUCUCAAGAAAACGCGGAAGAUGAUACUUACGACUGUGCAAUGAGUACAAUCCCACAUGAGAAAACUUCUGAUGAUAUAUAUGAUUCAACAAAAGAAAGCGAUUACGAUGUGACUCAACAUGCAAGUGAAAAGAAGAGGUUUUUUAUCCGACCGUCUACCGAUGACAAUUAUGACCACUGUGAACUACCUACUGAAAGGGAGGAUUAUGAUUUAGUGGAACUACCGGAAAAUUGUUAAUGUUUUAUUGCAUUGCCUUUAAGAAGAAAUCUUCUUCGUUCUCUUCUUUUUCUUCUUCUCUCUUUUUCCUUUUUCUUCUACUUCCAUAUUUUGUUCUUCUCACAGGAUUUCUCAUGGAUUUUGGUAUGCAGACGUAUUAUACAACAACGAUGUGUCACACGGCGUGUGGCCAUGACUUUUGACUUCAAAGUCAAAAUAAUUGAUUAUUUAGGGCAUUUCUUGUCCGUUCAUAACCUUUUUCAUCCUUUUGACAUAGGGUUUAUUCCGUAUUUUGGACGAUUUGUUGUGAAUCAUUAAAGGUGACCUUCAACUUUGACUGAUGACCUCAAGGUCAAAUAAUUGCAUUUAGGGAACAUUUUCAUGUCCACUCAAAAUCAAAUUUAUUGCUCAUAAUGUCAAGACAUUUCAAGUGCGCCUUCAAAUGUAUAGAAUUUGCCCCGGGGAUCAUUUAACACCACCAUAUAAAAUGAUUUGCUAAAUAUCUCAAAAAUAGUUCAGUUCCCCACUCUUAAAUCAUGUAUAUUCUUAAAUGCGCCCUUUUUUAUUAGUUCAGCAAUCGGGGUCGUACCCUCUUCCCCCUUUCCUCUUAAUAUUAUGAAUAAUCAAAUAUGUCAAAACUUGUCCAUAUUCACAUCCGGAUCCCUUACACAGCCAUAUGCAUGGUCAAAACUGGUCCAUAUUCACACCCCUUACACAGCCAUGGUAUAUGUUCUGAACAGCCAUGACAUGAACUUGUCAGUGUACCACAUGUUUUGUUCCUGUAAUAUCGUAAAGUGCUUAAAAAGUAGAAUAACAAAAAUAUCGAACCCCAAGGAAAAUUAAUCAAAACGUGAAGUCCCUUAUCAAAUGGCAAAAUCAAAAGCUCAAACACAUCAAACGAAUGGAAAACAACUGUCAUACUCCUGACUUGGUACAGGCAUUUCCUUAUGUAGAAAAUGGUGGACUCAUAUGGGUCUUAUAGCUAGCUAAACCUCUCACUUGUAUGACAGUCGCAUAAAAUUCCAUUAUAUUGACAACAAUGUGUGAAAUGUCUCCACACAACUGAUCAAAGUUCUAUCCGUAAACAAUAUAUAAUCGAAAUUGUCAUUACAAAACUUUUCUAAUGCAUCACUGACUUGGUCAUUGGGGUCAUUUUAUUAAAAUUUAAAAAUACCGAGAAUAAUAAAGAUCCCCAGGGGUAUUAUCCAAACAAAUUCUUAUUUGCCAUGACAGUAUUUUUCCUAGAUAUGAAUGUCUUUUUGUGCGUUGCAUUAACAGCAUAGACAUCUUUUGACAAGGGGAGAAUUAUAAUUGUUUUAAUUGAUUAACAUAGUUCAAUCUAAUUUUAAAUCAAAUUUCUUUAAAUAAUCAUUUAACAACUUUCUUUCAGCAAUAUAUGCAUGUAUAUAUAUAUUUUUUUAUUUAUUUUAUUAGUAUAUGAUAUUAUAUAACAGAUCAAAAAGGUGUAAAUAUGUUGAAAGUGAUAAAUAGGAAUGUUAACCAAAUUGAAUGUUUUAUCAAAAAUAUAUAUUGACAUUUAUUGUUUUUAGCUUUACAUUCGAUUGAAUGUAAUUAAAAGAUUUGAAAAAUUACGUACAGACAAAUUUUCUCUUUCCGCUAUCUCUUCAUUGUCAAUCAAAAUGUAUAACCCUCUAAUUCAAUAAUUGCAAUACCAAAUACUAAAUUAAUGGCUGAAAGUCAUGUUAUAGAGUAUUGCCUAUACGAGAACAUUAUUUUUCAUAUAAAAAAUGAUUCACGUAUGCGGAAAAGUUUAUCAAUAUUUCUGUUGGUAAAAAUAUACACAUUAAAAAAAUCAUUUAUGUAACUUUACAGAAACAGUGUAUAAAGAUUGUAAUUAUUCAUUUACGAAACGAAAAAAAUUUCGUCAAGACAAAAAAAAAUGCACUUAAGCGAAGUGCACGAAAUAUACAGAAACGUAUAUAAGAUAAGAUAAGAUAAGAUAAGACAAGAUAUUUUAUUAGUAUAAAAUCCAAACAGACCGGGAACCACAAUUACAAAAUUCAUAUAGUUCCCUUUAAUUAAAGUGUAUUUUUUCUAUAUUUUUGUCUUUCCCUUUCUAAUUCAUUUCUUAGUUUUUAAUGGGGUGGAAAUGAAAGAAGAGAGCUGAAAUAAAUUUUUGGAUCUUGUAUUUUAACUGAUUCUGAUAUGGAAAGAGUGAUUAACCCAGGUGCAAAAAAGUUAUAUUUAUAGUUUUCGGAACAUCUCUUGACUUGUCCGUGGCCUGGGGUAUGCAUGUGUAUUGGCUAUAUUUAUAAGAUGUUAAAGUGCAAUCUUUGUGAAUGUUGGAUAUAUUUUUGGACUAGUACUGUACAUUACACACACAAAAGAUUUGACAAAAAGACUAGGUGCAUAUUUUUUUAAUGAGACAAAACGUUAUUAAGAACUAAUAGAGGAAUUUAAUUUUGAUCUGUGGCCAACAAUCGGAUUGCUACUAAAUACAAACACAAGUAAACAAUAAACAAUGUAUUGAAUAUAUAUAUUGCAUGGCAAAAUGUGCUGGAAAAUACGAAAAUAGAUACAGGCAGGAGUAAGCCAUAAUAUGAUUAUAUAUAAGUGUAAUUUAGGUUUAAUAUACGAUGUCGUGGCUUAGAAAUACUAAGCUGCAAAUACACUGUCGGAGACUUGAAUAACAUACAGUAUUCUUAAACUCUGCAGAUGAACAUUAAAGUAUUAUUUUAUAUACGUUGUAACAUAAAUUUUGAUUAAAUUUGUUUAAUUGUAAA